CCUGUGCUGGAGCAGGCACUGGGCGGUGUUGCUGGUUCUCUGCGUGGUUUGAGUUCCUCAGCCGUUUAGGACACUCGACAAUUCUUAUUCCUUUCGGGUCACCUCAGCGAAUUUCCUGAGAGUCAAAGAGGGCCAGCCAGUAGGGAGAAAGAGGAGCUGGGUGUUAGGCAUCUUCUGAGCAGCUCCUGUCGCCGGUACCAUGAAACAGCGACAGAAGAGGAAACAUCUGGAAAGUGAAGAGUCCCCGGAAGGUGCCCAGCAGGGAGGAGGGGUCUCAAAGUCACAGGAGGAUGCUCCUCAGCUUGAAUCAACUGGGGUGGCCAAAAGUUGGGACACGGCGGUGGGGGAGCUGUCCUCUGCCUCUGAAUACUUCUCCUGUGUCUCUUCUCCACGCAAGCUCAUCUGUGCUGGACUCCGGCGAGUACCUCAAGACGGUCCCCAGCCUAGAUCACCCCUAACCCAGGUUCAAGAACAAGGGGAGACUGCUGCCCCCUCACACCAAGUCUCUUCAUCCCCUUCGUCCUAUAAAACCUGUGUGUCCUUUCUGCACACAAACAAAGAGGAAAAGGGCAUGAAAAUAUACUACAUGCAGGUACAAAUGAAAAAGGGCGUGGCUGUCUCCUGGGAGACCGAGGAGACCUCGGAGUCACUAGAAAAGCAGCCAAGGAUAGAAGAAGUGACCCUUCCUGAGGACGUGCAGGUAGGGACUCCCCCCUCUGACGUGUCCACCAGAAACCUGCUGUCUGACAGUGAGCCCAGCGGGGAGGAGAAGGAGCACGAGGAACGGGCAGAGUCCGACAGCCCACCAGGGUCGCCUGCGGUUGAGGAGAGACCCAGGGCCAAGACCCCCGACUGGCUGGUGACCAUGGAGGCCGGUUACAGGUGCAUGGCCUGCUGCCGGGUCUUCUCCACCCUGGAGCUCCUCCAGGAGCACGUGCAGCAUGGCAUCCAGGAAGGUUUCAGCUGCCACGUGUUUCACCUCACCAUGGCCCAGCUGACAGGCACCGUAGAAGGAGAAGGCACCUGUGAGGAGGAGAAGUAUGAGAAGGGGGAGGAAGAGCAGGAGAGGCGGGAGGAGGAAAAGGAGAAGGAGGACGAGCGGUCCCCGCAGGAAGACCUCAGCCCAAAGCGACCUUGGAGCCAGUGCCCAGGCUGUGUGUUCCAUUCUCCAAAGGACAAGAACCACCGAGAUUCGUGAGCCAGAAGAUCCCGGAAGAUG
Lontra canadensis (Northern American river otter) is the source of this 1219-nucleotide messenger RNA. RefSeq names its product family with sequence similarity 170 member A (gene FAM170A). The coding region runs from base 200 to 1198 and encodes 332 amino acids. Lineage: Eukaryota; Metazoa; Chordata; Mammalia; Carnivora; Mustelidae. The transcript is spliced from 4 exons. The record is from RefSeq and is a predicted model, not a curated record. Gene Ontology annotation, biological process: fertilization. Gene Ontology annotation, cellular component: nucleus.